This is a messenger RNA of Schizophyllum commune H4-8, 616 nucleotides long. RefSeq lists its product as uncharacterized. The transcript is spliced from 2 exons. Lineage: Eukaryota; Fungi; Basidiomycota; Agaricomycetes; Agaricales; Schizophyllaceae. The record is from RefSeq and is a predicted model, not a curated record. Bases 121 to 498 code for a protein of 125 amino acids.
GUCGAGGCUCAUUGUCGUCGGGGGGCUUCCUUACCCUUGAUACCAACCGCGAUGCGCUUUCCCACCCACGAUCCGCAGGCGCCGUUAAUGACUGGCCCGCCAGCCCCUCGCCUAGCUGAUAUGCCAACCCCUCCCCAGGCCCGCCGCAUACUUGGCUUUCUCAUCACGCCGCCUGUCGUUGCGCCCUUUUGCGACGAAGACUGCCCGCUUCCCGAUGAUGCGGACGGUCUCGACAUUUCUGGCCACUACUCUUAUAUGAAGUCCUACAUACCAUACUUGAUGGCCGAAAGGCAUGGUCUCGCCUUCGAGGACGGCGUGCUGGUUUAUCGGGACGGUGCACAUAGGACCACGGCUCAGGCGGUCGUGCUAGCGGACUCGAGGGCACCGCGCAUGGCUCACCGUCAGCCGCCCCCACGCGAAGUCAUCGAUGCUGUGGCCAAAGACUUGGGACUUGAAGGCGAGGCCCGCGAGCCAAGGUGGUACAAGCCCGCCAGCUGAGUGAUACUCAAUCCUCUCUGAAAUACUCCUGAUCGUGUGUAGAACGAACUCUGGGUAUUGCAAACCUCGUAGACGCGUAGGCUAGUACUGGGUAUAAACGAGUUCCCAAAGUCAGGAA